AUGGCGAUUUGCUCAUUUUUUCUCAAAGGGAAUUGUCGGUUCGGUAACACCUGCAGAAACGAACACCCUCAACUUGUCAACCCCAGUCGACAAGGAGGCUUUGGAAAUCAAGGAUGGACAAAUACUCGGAACUCAAGCUCAAACACAGGCGCAAAGCCCUCAUUACCCUUCAGCACUGACUCACUGAAGAACGACCUCACGCCGCAAGUUGACAAGCCCAUCUGGCCACUUUCCUCCUUUGCUCCAUCGAAACAUGAGCCAGUGCUGCUGGGGGGUUUGGACGAGUCGCCAGAGGAACUGCGUGUGAAGGCCGUUCAGGCGAUCGCGGCGGGGAAUAUCAACGAAUACUUAGCAUACGAAGCCAAUAAGAUAUCUGCUGCAGAGCAGGUUUACGCGAAUGCACGUUCUAAUCUUACCCAAGCGUAUGACCAAGCAGUCAAGCAGAGCAACUUGCCCGCCCUACUUGCGAGCCAAAACGGGGCUUCCACCUUGACGGUGACUACAUCAGCAUUUGGCAGCGGCACGCCGUCCGCUGUUGGUAGCACAUCCACGCCACAGUCAGCGUUUGGGAGCACGACAACGCCAUCUGCUUUUGGGAGUGCGACAACGACGUCCGCCUUCGGUAAUACAACAACGCCAUCUGCUUUUGGUAACACAUCUACGCCAUCUGCGUUUGGCAGCACAUCUACGCCAUCCGCGUUCGGUAGCACAACAACGCCAUCUGCGUUUGGCAGCACCACAACACCGUCAGCCUUCGGGAACACAACUACUCCCUCUGCCUUUGCCAGCACCCCUUCAGCUUUCGCCUCUUCAUCAUCAGCCUUCUCUUCAACCACAACGCAACCCUCAGCUUUCGGUUCUACUAUCACCCCUUCAGCAUUCAGUAACAACACAACUACGCCGUCGGCUUUCGGCAGCUCCAACACCACAACCCCAUCCGCAUUUGGUAAAUCAGCCUUUGGCCAACCAGCUUUUGGUCAAACCCCCACGCCCGCUGCAAGCACUAAUACCACGUCAGCGUUUGGUCAACCUCCGGCGUUCGGCAGCCCUUCAGCAUUUGGUCAGCCUGCUGCGUCCUCUGUCAUCAAACCGGCUACAGGGGCCUUCAGUGCUUUCGCUGGAACGACGCCAACAGCAUUUGGUGCUGGUGCUUCUAAUACUUCGAACGCUACCAAUUCUGCUGGAACAGGGGGAGGCUUCUCAGCGUUUGCAAACGCCGGCCAACAACCAUCUCCUUUCGGUGCUGGCGCCGCUAAUGGUGGUGGGGGUUCAGGUGCAUUUGGCCAAUCUGGAUUUGGAACAACACCAGCGCAGGGAACGUCAGCGUUUGGCGCUCCUGCCCCAGUAACAUCCGCAUUCGGGGGCACGAACACCUGCACCACCAAUGCUUUUGGUCAAUCAGCCUUCGGACAAACCUCACAGCCCUCUGCGUUCAGCGCAUUUGGUCAAACCACAGGGGGCGGUAUGAACAAAGCCAUAUCGGCUUUCGGUCAAUCCCAACAGACUGUAUCCGCAUUUCCUUCCUCCCAAUCACAGUCGCAAUCCAACCCAUUCCAGCAAACCCAACCCGACCUUCCCGUCUCACUCACGCCCUCCAUUACCAAACCUGCGCCAGCCGCUAAAGGUCCCCCGGACUUCCUCAAUGCACCUUCAACUUUCCGCCCAGGCCUGACGCCGUAUGACUCUCAAUUACCGUCAAACUAUACCACAAUUCUUCCUGGACUUGCCAUGGAAGCGUUCAAAGCUACCAAAUUUGAGUGGGGGAAGGUGCCGGAGUGGAUUCCGCCUGUUGAGUUGAGAGGUCCAGAGGGCGCGACAUUCUCAUAG
Molecule: messenger RNA, 1827 nt
Organism: Laccaria bicolor S238N-H82
Lineage: Eukaryota; Fungi; Basidiomycota; Agaricomycetes; Agaricales; Hydnangiaceae
Exons: 6
Coding region: 1-1827 (608 amino acids)
Molecular function (GO): metal ion binding
Source: RefSeq, a predicted model, not a curated record